GAAGAGUGGAGGAGAGAGAAAAGAGCUGUAAGGGUAACUAUGGAAGAGCCUUCUAGGCAGAGGGAACCAAGGUCCUGGGGUGGCAACUUACCUGAUUUGUUCAAGGAACAUCAGAGCGGCUACAGAACACUAAGCAGGGAGGAGAAUGGCUUUAGAGGCAAUGCCUGCCCAGUUACCAUUGCUUUUUCUCGAGCUGUGAUGCAGGAGGCGCUCGUGAGAGUUUGGAGUCAGGCGAGGGGCCCUUUGGCAGCUGUAACUACUUUCUGCGGCCCUGGGCAGCUGGAGCUCCUCCUGCUUUUAACCGGCAGGCCCGGCUCAGGGGCUCUCAGAGCCCAGCCCGUUGCUGGCGUGGGCACCGCCCUAGCAGGUCAGAAGCCAGCCACGCAAGCCCAAGCCGUGGGCGAGAGCACCGACGUGAGCAGGAUGAUAUUCUCGCCACAACCCUCGCAAGGCUGGUUACUUUGUGUGAGCAGAGACCUCAUCACUGAGGUCAGUCAGAGAGAGGAGCCUGACCACCGCGCUCUCUCUUGAGAUAUAUGAGUUUUGGAUUUUCCCAUAGCCAGGGUCAGAAUGCUGCCCCUCCGUCAUGCUCUGGCCAUAGCUGUUGUCCAGAUCUUUAUCUUGUCGGGAAACUGGACAUUGGCCAAGAACAUCAACUUCUACAACGUGAGGCCUCCUUUGGACCCAACGCCAUUUCCAAACAGCUUCAAGUGUUUUACUUGUGAAAAUGCAGGAGAUAAUUAUAACUGCAAUCGAUGGGCAGAAGACAAAUGGUGUCCACAAAAUACACAGUACUGUCUGACAGUUCACCACUUUACCAGUCAUGGAAGAAGUAUAUCCAUCACCAAAAAAUGUGCCUCCAGAAGUGAAUGUCAUUUCGUUGGCUGCCACCACAGCCGAGAUUCUGAACAUACAGAGUGUCGGUCUUGCUGUGAAGGCAUGAUCUGUAACGUAGAGUUACCCACCAACCACACGAAUGCGGUCUUCGCCAUCAUGCACGCGCAGAGAACAUCCGGCAGCGGCGCCCCCACGCUCUCCCUGCCCGGGCUUGCCUGGGUCUUCGUGCUUCUGCUGAUACGAGGCCACUGUUCCUAGGAGAGGCAAAAACCGCCCUCUGAAGCACAAGCCAAAAACCGCAUGAACGCUGAACGUUGGAGAGAAGACAGUCUCACACUUGGUGAGGAGUGCACCUUGGACCCCAGAGCAGACGGCAGUUGAUUGCUGAGCUGAAACCUUCCUGCCUCAGGCCACGGGAUUGAGGAAGGGGACGUGGCAGGAACUGAGGGGAUCGCCUGGCUCCCAGGCUUCCUGGCCAGAGAGGCUGCAUUUUGUCACUUCCACAGAGAGGAGCCUGCCAGCAUCUGCCCCAGGUGGGUGGCUGUAGCCUGUGUUGUUCCUGCUGGCCCAGGCCGGUAGCUGAAUGGACUCCUCGACCUCAAGACUCUUUCAGAAGCUGCUGGGUCAGACCCUCUGAUUUCUGUGUGUGAUGAGCUCAGUGUCUCUAUGAAAUCUCACCCUUCCCCCACGAGAAAGCAAUUUCCCCACCAACGACGAAGUCAAUGAGAAGGGCCACUAGCUACGGGAAGAAAACUUCCAGUUGAACUAAUAUGAAACCCAUUUGCUCAUGUGGGGGGAAAUAAAGCUUUUAAAUUAUA
This is a messenger RNA of Ailuropoda melanoleuca (giant panda), 1655 nucleotides long. It is a transcript of the gene LYPD6B, whose product is annotated as LY6/PLAUR domain containing 6B. The record is from RefSeq and is a predicted model, not a curated record. Bases 571 to 1095 code for a protein of 174 amino acids. NCBI's taxonomy places the organism in Eukaryota, Metazoa, Chordata, Mammalia, Carnivora, Ursidae. Gene Ontology annotation, molecular function: acetylcholine receptor regulator activity. The transcript has 6 exons.